Messenger RNA from Hibiscus syriacus, 3187 nucleotides. RefSeq names its product U-box domain-containing protein 33-like. Gene Ontology annotation, molecular function: ubiquitin-protein transferase activity; ATP binding; protein kinase activity. The coding region runs from base 163 to 2838 and encodes 891 amino acids. Gene Ontology annotation, biological process: protein ubiquitination; protein phosphorylation. The record is from RefSeq and is a predicted model, not a curated record. The transcript has 9 exons. NCBI's taxonomy places the organism in Eukaryota, Viridiplantae, Streptophyta, Magnoliopsida, Malvales, Malvaceae.
CUUACCUUCCACACCAUCUUCUCUGCAUCUUUCCAAAUUCUCUUCUUUUUUAGCUCAUCGGUCAAAGUUGUGUGGAGAAGCUAUAUUUCCUAUAGAUUUUUGGCGAGUUUAGUUGAGAAUUUUGUAAUAUGUCUUUUUUGUGAUUAUUUUAUUGAUUCGAGCAUGGCCCUGGUGAGUGUUGCGCCCGUAAUAACUCAAGGACUGAAUUCGAUGAGGGUUUGUGACGUUAGAGCUCCAGGGAUCAUGUCGAGUCGAAGAGAACUCGUGGAGGAGACGGUGGAGGAUAUAAUUGAAGAGAAAAUCUAUGUCGCAGUUGGGAAAGAUGUGGGAAAAUAUAAAUCCCUUUUAAUCUGGGCUUUACAACAUUCGGGAGGGAAAAAGAUCUGCAUAAUUCAUGUUCACCAACCGGCUAAGAUGAUUCCAGUUACUGAAAUGGGUACAAAAUUUCCAGCUAGUAAACUCAAAGAACAGGAAGUCAAGGCAUACUGGGACAUUGAAAGAAAACAAAUGCAGGACAUCCUGAAUGAGUACCUUUUGAUUUGUCUCCAACGUGGGGUGCAAGCAGAGAGGCUGUACAUCGAAAUGGAUUCUAUUGAGAAGGGCAUUUUGGAAAUGGUAUUUGAGAAUGGUAUCCGGAUGCUAGUAAUGGGAGGAGCAGCAGACAAACAUUAUUCGAAGUAUAAACCACAUAAGAAAGCUGUUGACCUCAAGUCCAAGAAAGCCAUCUUUUUGCGUGAAAAUGCACCUUCUACCUGCCAUACAAUAUGGUUUCUCUGCAAGGGGCUUCUUAUCUACACAAGGGACACAAGUUCAGAUGUAACUGAUAGAAAGGUUGCAGCAUCGUUGCCAGCAAGUCCAAACCUUGAAUCUGGGCAAAAUCACUUCAGGUCACAAUCUGUGAUACUGCAAUCAACUAGUCAAGUAAAACCCUCUACUAUUGCCCCGGAUUCAUUACUUAGAGCUAGAUCUGCAAAUGUUCAUGGGCGUGUGAGAAGUUUACUGGACUUUACUUCUCCCCGUGGUACUGAAGGGAGAUCAACUCCACAAAGAAGAUCUGAUGUAGAAGGGAGUUCUGAUGCAUGUGAUAGUUUAUCCAGAAGAAGUCCUCAGAGUUCAGUUUUUUCACCAUGUUCUUACAAUGGAAUGGCUGACGCAGAUUUGGUCCCAAAUGAAAAUGGAUUACAAUAUAGUUUAAUUCCUCGGGCUGAAGGGAAUUUUAAUCUAUCAUCUCUUCCCAGUGUUCUGGAUGGAACCGAUGAUACUCUGUAUGACCAACUUCAACAAGUAAUGGCUGAGGCAACUAACUCAAGAAGAGAAGCUUUUGAAGAGGCAAUGAGGCGUGCAAAAGCAGAGAAAGAUGCUCUUGAGGUUAUACGCAAGGUCAAAGCAUCAGAAAAUUUGUAUGCGCAUGAGGUAAAGCAAAGGAAAGAAAUUGAGGAAGCAUUAGCAAAAGAAAAAGAGGAACUUGAGAAGAUGAUGAACCAGCGGGAUGAGGUCAUGAUAGAAUUACAAGUUGCAUUGGAUCAGAAAUCAUCACUGGAAAAACAAAUUGCUGAAUCUGAAAAGGAGGUUGAGGAGCUCGAAGAGAAGAUACUCUCAGCUGUUGAACUUUUGCAGAAUUACAAGAAAGAAAGAGAGGAGUUGCAGAUGGAGCGAGAUAAUGCACUCAAAGAGGCUGAAGAGUUGCGGAAAAGUCGAGCUGAGUCCUCAAGUGCACAUAUGCAUCAGUCUUUCACUGAGUUCUCUUUUGCAGAGAUCGAGGAAGCAACUCUUAACUUUGAUCUCUCCUUGAAGAUUGGGGAAGGGGGAUAUGGAAGUAUUUAUAAGGGUAUUCUGCGUCAUACCACUGUGGCCAUUAAGCUGUUGCAUUCUAAUAGCUUGCAAGGCCCAUCGGAAUUUCAACAAGAGGUUGAUGUUUUGAGUAAGAUGAGGCAUCCAAAUAUGGUCACUCUCAUUGGAGCCUGUCCUGAAGCUUGGACUCUUGUUUAUGAAUAUCUUCCCAAUGGAAGUCUUGAAGACCGACUUAGCUGCAGAGAUAAUUCCCCACCUUUAUCAUGGCAAACAUGCAUCCGUAUUGCUACCGAGUUAUGUUCUGUGCUCAUCUUCCUUCAUUCUAGUAAGCCCCAUGGCAUAGUGCAUGGAGAUUUGAAACCUGCAAACAUUCUACUGGAUGCCAAUUUUGUUACUAAACUGAGUGACUUUGGAAUCUGUCGUCUGCUAAGCAACAACACAACUGUCUGUUGUAGAACUGACCCCAAGGGAACUUUUGCGUACAUGGAUCCGGAGUUCCUUUCAACAGGAGAACUUACCCCAAAAGCUGAUGUUUACUCAUUUGGAGUCAUUUUGCUCCGGUUGUUGACUGGAAGACCAGCCUUUGGUAUAAUAAAGGAACUGCAAGAUGCAUUAGAUAAUGGAAAUUUGAUGCAACUCUUGGAUCCUUUGGCUGGAGAUUGGCCUUUUGUUCAAGCGGAGCAAUUGGCUAAUCUAGCAUUGAGGUGCUGUGAAAUGAACCGGAAAUGUCGACCAGACUUUUCAACAGAUGUGUGGAGGGUGCUUGAACCAAUGAGGGCUUCAUGUGGAGGCUCAUCCUCAUUUCAGCUGGGUUCUGAAGAGCAUUGCCAACCUCCUUCCUAUUUUAUCUGCCCCAUUUUCCAGGAAGUAAUGCAAGAUCCUCAUGUAGCAGCCGACGGUUUCACUUACGAAGCAGAGGCGGUGAGAGGCUGGCUUGAUAGCGGUCACGACACUUCACCCAUGACAAAUGAUAAGUUGGCACAUUCCAGUCUAGUCCCUAACCUUGCUCUUCGAUCUGCCAUUCAGGAGUGGCUGCAACAACAUUAAAAAUACAAUACUAUCAUUUUGCUUCAAUAUAUUGUUUAUAAUUGUUUCUUAAGUAGCCAAAAGCUAGAAAAAAACAGCUGAAUUUGUCGAUUUGUAUAUCUAUAUUCCUCUUUUUUAGGCAGCUUGUUAAGAUGCAAAUGUCCAAAUGAUGGAAGAUGAAGCUGGGGAUUGGACAUGGUCUAUUACGUGCAGGGUUUUGUUUCUUCAGCAAUAGUACAGGAAACUGUUGGUUUCCACAGCUCAGUUAAAGGAAAGCAUGUAUGUUAAUGGGAUUCGCAGCGAAUGUUUACAAAAAUAAGUCUGUUAGGGAUAUUUUAGAUAUAUAUGGAAGACGAAGAUUAUACUUUUA